This is a messenger RNA of Myxocyprinus asiaticus (Chinese sucker), 2679 nucleotides long. RefSeq lists its product as uncharacterized. The transcript is spliced from 3 exons. Lineage: Eukaryota; Metazoa; Chordata; Actinopteri; Cypriniformes; Catostomidae. The coding region runs from base 1794 to 2591 and encodes 265 amino acids. The record is from RefSeq and is a predicted model, not a curated record. Gene Ontology annotation, molecular function: catalytic activity.
UAAUUAAAAUAAACAUUCAGGUUUUAGUUUUUCAAAGAAAGUGUUCGUUUGUUUUAUUUCUCAUUUGUUUUAAGAUAACUGUAUCAAUCUCAGACAGGUUAGUUAAUUAGUUUGCCAGGUGAUCUUAGUUAAAGAGAACCCUACUUAAAGAGGUUGUUCCAUAUUAUUAAGCAAGUCACAGUUCUCAUGCAAUAUGGGAAGAAAGAUCUUUCUGAAGAUGAAAAGCAUGAAAUAGUGCAAUGUCUUGCAAAAGGCAUGAAAACAACUGAUAUAUCGCGAAAACUGAAUAGAGAUCAUCGAACUGUCAAAAGAUUUGUGAAUGAUUCAUAGCACAGAAGAAUUUGAUCAGAUAAAGGCUUAUUAAGAAAGGUUUCUGUCAGACAAAUUAAUGUUAUUAAAAGUGCAGCUAUAAAAAAGCCACUGUUGAGCAGCAAACAGGUAUUUGAAGCUGCUGGUGUCUCUGAAGUCCCAAGAACCUCUCGAUGCAGGAUCCUUCAGAGGCUGGCAGUUGUGCAUAAAGCUGCAUUUCGGCCACCCCUAACCAAAGCUCACAAAGAGAAACGUUUGCAGUGGGCUCAGAAUUACAUGAAGACUAAUUUUCAAACAGUUUUAUUCUCUGACGAAUGCCGUGCUACACUGGAUGGUCCAGAUGGAUGGAGUUCUGGAUGGCUGGUGAAUGGCCACCCUGUUCCAACAAGACUGAGACGUCAACAAGGAGGUGGUGGAGUGAUUAUUUGGGCUGGAAUAUUGGGAAGUGAGAUGGUAGGUCCCUUUAGGGUCUCUGACAGUGUCAAAAUGACCUCUGCAAGAUAUGUGGAGUUUCUAACAGACCAUUUUCUGCUAUGGUAUAAAAAGAAGAAUCGUGCCUUCUGAAAUAAAAUGAUUUUCAUGCAGGACAACGCACCAUCCCAUGCUGCAAAAAACACCAUUGACUCCUUGAUUGCUAUGGGCAUAAAAAGAGAUGAUGGUGUGGCCACCAUCAUCCCCUGACCUCAAUCCUAUUGAGAACCUGUUGAGCAUCCUUAAAAGGAAGAUCUAUGAGGGUGGGCGGCAGUAUACCUCCAAACAACAGCUCUGGGAAACAAUACUGGCAUCCUCAAAUGAAAUACUGGCAGAAACUAUACAUGCACUUACAAGUUCAAUGGAUGAGAGAGUCAGGAUAAGCAAUCUAUCAACAGGAGUCUGCAGCUGCGUGUAAGUGUGUUUAUUUCAUUGUUUUACUUUGUUGAAGAGUGGUAUUCAUUGCUAGACUUGUGCUGUUUGUUUACUGUCUUGAACCCGCGUCGUUUAUAUGAAGGUUGGUGUGUGUGUGUGUGCUAUAUUGAUUUUGACUUGUCCCAGGUUACUCACUGCUAGAUUUAGCAUUGAUUGGCCAGUGUGUGUGUAAAACUAUCGUGGUUUUUAGUGUUUAUAAACAGUGCUUCACUUGUUUUAGGGUAUUAUUUAUUGCUAAAGUGCAGCAUAAUUUAUUUGCGGUGCACGGAAGUCGCAAUUGUCACCUCGCGUUACCCUUAGUUUCGGCUGACCACGUGACUAGCUUUGUUGUGCUAAGUAGCAUUAAGGCGUGUCCUGCCUUUUUCAUUGAACGGCUCAUUAUCAUCGCGUAUAUAUUUGACUCGAAUGCUGACGCGGAAGCAGCAGCGGAAGUGGUAGCCCUCGUGUAAAGCCCUACUUGUGUAAAGACCAGCGAGUCUACCUGUGCGAGUCCACCGAGCAAGGACACCGACAAGGCGCCACUCACCAUAGCACUUAAGUAUCUUGUUAUUGUAUCUCUUUUCCUUCUAUAUACUAACAUGUCUACUUCACUAAUAACACAUGCCUUCAGGCACAUCCCUGUUAUCUGUUACAGACCGUUUACACGAUAUCGAUGCAAGACCAAAUGCAACCCACACAACCUACGGCCACUUUGCACUUCAGCACCUGCUCCGCUCUCUUUCUCAGUGGGACUCUGGAACUGCCAGUCAGCUGUGAACAAAGCUGACUUCAUUCCAGCUUUUGCCACGCAGUCCACCCUCAGCAUCCUGGCACUGACAGAAACAUGGAUACAUCCAGAGGAUACAGCAACACCUGCUACUCUCUCCAACAACUUCUCCUUCUCUCACACUCCUCGACACACUGGUAGGGGUGGGGGAACAGGUUUGCUCAUUCAUAACAACUGGACUUUUUCACCACACUCUUCACUAUGUAACAAUACUAGUUUUGAAUUCCAUGCUAUUACUACAAUGCAACCCACAAAAAUCCAUGUUGUCAUCUAUCGCCCUCCAGGUCAGCUGACAAACUUUGAGGAGUUGGAUGUCCUGCUGUCCUCCUUGCCGGAGGAUGGUAGGCCACUUGUGGUUCUUGGUGAUUUCAACAUACACCAAGACAAGCCCCAGGCCACUGAAUUGAAUACUCUCCUGGCCUCAUUUGACUUGGAAAAACUACACACCACAGCAACUCACAGAUCGGGCAACCAGCUGGACCUCAUCUUUACACGCCAGCACGUGCUACACCACCCAGCCCCUGGCUGUCUGACGUCUUUCGUGAACAUCGGACUGACCUCAGGGCAGCUGAGAGGAGAUGGCGGAAAUCUAAAGAUCCAGCAGAUCUAGAACAAGCUGCUGGAUGACAAUCAGUCAGACUUUAAAAGUGGACACUCCACCGAGACCGCCCUGCUGUCUGUCACAGAGUCGCAGAGAC